Messenger RNA from Saccharomyces cerevisiae S288C, 327 nucleotides. It is a transcript of the gene VPS63, whose product is annotated as Vps63p. The transcript has a single exon. The record is from RefSeq and is marked reviewed. Lineage: Eukaryota; Fungi; Ascomycota; Saccharomycetes; Saccharomycetales; Saccharomycetaceae. Bases 1 to 327 code for a protein of 108 amino acids.
AUGAAAGAGGUGACGAAAAUGUUAUAUUGUGCAUUGUUGGUAACAAAAGUGAUUUAUCAGAUGAAAGGCAAAUCUCAACCGAAGAGGGAGAGAAAAAAGCAAAACUAUUGGGUGCUAAAAUCUUUAUGGAAACGUCCACAAAGGCAGGCUAUAAUGUCAAAGCUUUAUUCAAAAAGAUUGCCAAAUCGCUGCCUGAAUUUCAAAACAGCGAGUCAACUCCUUUGGAUAGCGAAAAUGCAAAUAGUGCAAACCAAAAUAAACCGGGAGUCAUUGAUAUUUCUACAGCAGAGGAGCAGGAACAAAGCGCUUGUCAGUGUUAGCACCUAA